AUGUCGAAUGUACUAGAUACAAAAUGCGCUGGUUGCCCGGCAAAUAUAACCGACUAUAACUACACGGCCUGCGUAUCGACUUCAUGCGGCAAAAUAUUUCACGACUUAUGUAUAAGCGCGACUGCCCUCGCCGAAGAACAAAAAAUAAAUUGGACCUGUCCAGACUGCAGAGCGGAAUCAAAGAGAGGGGGAGAUAAUUCCCAAACCCCAGUACGCACAUACGCCUCAGAUAACGUAACUCAUCGCAAGAAAUUAAUAUCAGCACCGAAGAAGGAACCUGCCGUCACAGUUACUCUAGCGGACCUGGCCGCAGAGCUUCGUCUACUGCGCAAGGACAUGGUGGAGUUGAAAGAAAAAUUCUCGAACAUUUCUAACUACUGUGAACGCCUAGAAGAAGUUUCAGGUCGUCUCUCGGCUACAGAGUCCCGACUACAAUCACUUGAAGAAAGGCAAGAGAAAACUGUGGACGAUCUAACUAAAGAAAACGCCCAUUUAAAAGCUACCGUUGCGGACCUUACGACCAGGCUAGACAUCACUGAACAGCACAACAGGGCCAGUAACAUUGAAUUACACUGCAUUCCGGAGCACCGAAGCGAGAACUUGCUCACAGUCGUGAAACAAAUUGGCAGAACAAUAGCAUGCGAAGUUACUGACCAGGACAUACAUCUGUGUACGAGAGUUGCAAAGAAAAAUCAAGAGAGCACGCGACCUAGAUCAGUAGUUGUCAAAUUUGGCUCUCCGAGAAUCAGAGAUCAGUUUUUAGCCCAAGUGGUCAAAUUCAAUAAGGCGAAUCCCAAAGAGAAACUUCACACUGGGCACCUGGGCAUAGGUGGUGACAAGAAGCCUGUCUAUGUUGCGGAACAUCUUUCACCAAAGAAUAAAUCUAUACAAGCUGCAGCUAGACAGGUGAAAAGGGACAAGGGGUACAAAUUUUUGUGGACCCAGCAGGGACGAGUCUUCCUGCGAAAAACGGAAACAUCGGAGUACAUUUGCAUUAAAAGCUUGGAAGACCUGCAGAAGAUUGUAUAG
Leguminivora glycinivorella is the source of this 1029-nucleotide messenger RNA. RefSeq lists its product as uncharacterized. Lineage: Eukaryota; Metazoa; Arthropoda; Insecta; Lepidoptera; Tortricidae. The transcript has a single exon. The record is from RefSeq and is a predicted model, not a curated record. Bases 1 to 1029 code for a protein of 342 amino acids.